GAGAGCGACACACCCCGCCCCGGACCAGGACUGACACAGGCUGACUUUGACUGGGUUUAGGGCUAGACAGGCAGGCUGGGAGGUGGGAGGAGAGUAGCAGCAGGAGAAGGCAGGCGGCUGCGACACCAGAUCCUGCUCCCAAGCCAUUGUCCUCAUCUCACGGUGGCAGCGCCGCGUUCACAAAGGAAAGUGCCCAGAUUUCACACAACAGUCUCGCAGAGAAGGGCAAAAUGGCCAAGUCAGAAGUGAAAACGUCCCUUCUGGACAACAUGAUCGGGGUGGGAGACUGUGUACUUUUGGAACCUCUCACUGAAGACACAUUCUUAGAAAAUCUCAAAAAGCGCUUUGACCACAGUGAAAUAUAUACAUACAUUGGAAGUGUAGUUAUAUCUGUAAACCCUUACAGACCCUUGCCCAUCUACACUCCAGCAAAAGUAGAAGAAUAUCGCAACAGAAACUUCUAUGAGCUUAGUCCUCACAUUUAUGCAUUGGCAGAUGAAGCCUACAGAUCUUUACGAGACCAGGACAAGGACCAAUGUAUACUUAUCACUGGAGAAAGUGGAGCUGGCAAAACAGAGGCAAGCAAGUUGGUUAUGUCCUAUGUUGCUGCUGUUUGUGGCAAGGGAGCAGAGGUCAAUCAAGUUAAGGAGCAACUGCUACAAUCAAACCCUGUGCUUGAAGCCUUUGGAAAUGCCAAAACAGUGAGGAAUGACAAUUCUUCCAGAUUUGGAAAAUAUAUGGAUAUUGAAUUUGACUUCAAAGGCGACCCACUUGGUGGUGUUAUCAGCAACUAUCUCCUGGAGAAGUCACGUGUUGUCAAGCAACCUGGUGGUGAACGGAAUUUCCACAUCUUUUACCAGCUGUUGUCAGGGAGCUCUGAGGAUUUGCUGAGGCAAUUGAAGCUGGAGAGGGAUUUCAACCAUUACAAUUAUCUGGGCCUGGACUCGGCAGAAGUGAAUGGGUUAGAUGAUGCUGCCAACUUCAGAACAGUAAAAAAUGCCAUGCAGAUUGUCGGUUUCAUGGACGAUGAAGCAGAGUCGGUUCUGGAGGUGGUGGCUGCAGUGCUAAAGCUGGGAAACAUAGAAUUCAAGCCGGAGUCUCGUGUAAAUGGUGUGGACGAGAGCAGAAUCCAAGACAAAAAUGAGUUGAAGGAGAUCUGUGAGCUGCUUGGGCAGGAUCAGACUGUGCUGGAGAGAGCCUUUAGUUUCCGAACUGUGGAGGCAAAACUAGAAAAAGUUUCAACAACACUUAAUGUGGCCCAGGCUUACUAUGCACGUGAUGCAUUGGCCAAAAAUCUAUACAACCGGUUGUUCACUUGGCUUGUGAACAGAAUCAAUGGGAGCAUUAAGGCACAGACCAAAGUGAGAAAGAAGGUGAUGGGAGUGCUAGACAUAUAUGGAUUUGAAAUUUUUGAAAACAAUAGCUUUGAGCAGUUCAUUAUCAACUACUGCAAUGAGAAAUUGCAGCAAAUCUUCAUUGAACUAACUUUGAAGGAAGAACAGGAGGAGUACAUCAAAGAGGGAAUUGAAUGGACUCAUAUAGAGUACUUCAACAAUGCCAUCAUUUGUGAGCUGAUUGAAAACAAUACAAAUGGAAUCCUAGCCAUGCUUGAUGAAGAAUGCUUGCGCCCUGGGAUUGUGACAGAUGAAACCUUCCUGGAGAAGCUUAAUCAAGUCUGUGCUGUACAUGAGCGUUUUGAAAGCAGGAUGAGCAAAAGCUCCCGCUUCCUCAAUGACACCUCUUUGCCUCACAACUGUUUCAGGAUUCAGCACUAUGCUGGCAAGGUGAUGUACCAUGUGGAAGGAUUUGUUGACAAAAACAAUGACCUGUUGUACCGUGACCUGUCCCAAGCCAUGUGGAAGACUAAUCAUGCACUUGUCAAAUCCCUUUUCCCAGAGGGAGACCCAGCUAAGAUGUCUUUGAAGAGACCACCUACAGCUGGGUCACAGUUCAGGGCUUCUGUAGCAACAUUAAUGAAAAAUCUAUUGACCAAAAAUCCCAAUUAUAUCAGAUGCAUCAAACCAAAUGAUCGGAAGGCUCCACUUAUAUUCACGGACGCUCUGGUGUGCCACCAGAUCAGAUAUCUGGGCUUGAUGGAGAAUGUACAUGUGCGAAGAGCUGGCUAUGCUUUCAAACAGCCUUAUGAACACUGCCUGGAGAGGUAUAAGAUGCUGUGCUCACAGACCUGGCCCCACUGGAGGCAAGGCGCAAGGGAUGGUGUUGAAGUGCUGCUGACUGAACUUCAAAUCCCUCCUGAAGAGUUUUCAUAUGGUAGAUCAAAGAUCUUCAUUCGAAACCCAAGAACGCUGUUUAAGCUGGAAGAUCAGAGGAAGAGUCGUUUGGAAGAUUUGGCCACACUUAUUCAAAAGAUCUACCGUGGUUGGAAGUGCCGUACUCACUUCUUGUUGAUGAAAAAGAGCCAGAUCAUUAUUUCAGCUUGGUCCAAGAGAUAUUUUCAACAGAAGAAAUAUCUAAGGCUGAAGAUGGUGACCAUAAUUAUUCAGUCAUACAUCAGAGGAUGGAAGGCACGCAAACUUUUGCGGGAACUAAAACACCAGAAGCGUUGUGAAGAGUCGGCUACAACAAUUGCAGCCUAUUGGCGAGGAACUCAGGCCCGAAAGGAUCUGAGGCAACUGAAGGAGGCGGCUAAGCAUAAAAACGCUAUUGCUGUUAUUUGGGCUUACUGGCUUGGAUACGAGGCACGGAGAGAAUUGAAACGCCUGAAGGAGGAGGCCAGGCGUAAACAUGCGGUUGCUGUCAUUUGGGCUUAUUGGCUUGGACUGAAGGUACGCAGAGAAUAUAGAAAGUUCUUUCGUGCAAACGCAGGCAGGAAAAUCUAUAAUUUUACCAUUCAAAGAAUUAUGCAGAAGUACUUUGUGGAUCUGAAAAAGAACUUGCCUUCACUGUCCCCAACUGAGAAGACUUGGCCAGCGAGGCCUUACCUUUUCCUGGAGAGUACACACACAGAAUUGAAGAGGAUCUUCCAUCUGUGGAGGUGCAAGAAAUACAGAGGUCAGUUCACAGACCAAAAGAAAGCCACUUUUGAAGAGAAACUUGAGGCAAGCGAGCUUUUCAAGGACAAAAAGGCUUUGUACACCAACAGCGUUCCACAACCUUUUCAAGGAGAUUAUCUGGAAAUCAGUAAGAACCCCAAAUACCAGAAGCUAAAUGGUGCAGUCGAAGAGAAGAUACUUCUGGCAGAUGUUGUAAACAAAAUUAACAGAGCUAAUGGCAAGGGAACCCCGAGGAUCUUCUUAUUAACCAAGAGCAACUUCAUCAUUGCUGAUCAAAAGACAGGCCAGAUCAAAUCCACAAUUCCUGUAACGGACAUCACUAGUGUGUCUGUGAGCAAGCAAACAGAUGGACUCUUUGCUGUACACCUCAAAGAGGGUUCCACUGCAGCUGCUAAGGGCGAUUUUCUAUUCACCAGUGACCGUUUGAUUGAGAUAAUCACCAAGCUUUAUCGUACAAUAUUCUUUAAAACCAACCAGAAGAUAGCUGUUGAGAUAAACAACGAAUUUCUGGUUCAGUUCAAUCAGGAUAAAGUCUGCGUGAAGUUUAUUCAGGGAACGCAGAAAAAUGGCAACCUCCCCGCAUGCAAGAGGAAAAAUAAUCGUCUCCUGGAGGUCACAGUUUCUUAACUGCAAAUCCUGACCUUCCUCAGACAAUUUAUUGCUGCACAUAUGGUUAUAUAUUUCUUCAUUAAGUUUCUUCUCCUGAGGCUGUGACUGGCUGAUAAUGGUUAAGUAGUGUAACAAUGAAAUCAAUUUAUUUUCAAGAUUGGUUCUCAAAAUUCUGAAAAUAAGAGUUCCUUUCACAAAUCUCAGGGUAGUUGUUCCUCCGUCACUUUGGAUAAGAAUUACCUGCUUGAUGUGAUAUUGGGCAGUAGAGGCCAAAAAAGUGAUCUUCAUCACUUGAUCAGAAAAGUGAUGCUGAUUUAUGGAUUGAGAUCUGGAAAGAGGGAUUAUUUUGUGGGAGGCUUGCCAUAUACAUAGUGGUCAAAUGGCCUCAUUUAAAUGCCACGUGCUUGUGAUUCUAUCAUUUUGUCACAUGGCUAGUUUAUGUCAGUUUUGGCUUGAAGUUGAACACUACAAUUAGGUAUAUAGGGUGUCUGCUGAUCUCUCGCUGCCAAAGAUCACAUGAACCAAAAAGCCACUUGAGCUUGAUAUUUCAGAGGGCUGAUAUUUCAACCGUUUCUAAUUAGCCAGCACCUUCAGGAGAAAGGGGGAGGUGUGGGAACAUUGGGGAUUCUUGGGAGAAAUCUGUAGAUGGCCAACAUAAGAAAACUCUUAAAUGUAAAAAAGAUUUGGGAGUUUUAAUCAGGUUCGUGAACUUGGACCUAAGCUAGAUGCCUAGGUGUGCAGAACAUUAUAGUUUUAGCUUUCUGCAAGGCAGAAACCAGCAUAAAAUGGAGAAAGUAAUCUGAUUUUUAAAAAGAUAGUGCAGUAAGAAGCCACGUGUGAUUCUAUUGUAACUUUGCAUAUACAAGAGUCAGUUGGUUAUGGGAGCAAACUUUCAGUGAACAGAUAUAUUUGCUGAACUGCAGUAUGUACAGGAAAAUUGCUUGUUUUAAAAUGAAAUACAUUGUAUGUAUUAUGCAACAACAAAAAAACAGGUUUUAAAGCAUUUUGUAAAGGCUAUUUAUGUUAAAUUUCUUUGAGAGUUGCUCAGUACCAGCAUAUAUGCAGAAUGUUGCAAAGCAUCCUGCAGUCCAGCAAGAUUUUUGCCAAGUCACUGUGACUUAUAGAAUUCACACUAUACAGACUUAAAACACUAACCAGAAAUGAAAUGAAAUAUGCUUCAAGAAAUCCUUACAGAGUAAUUUUUGAGGUAAAAAGAUGUAAAUAGAUUAAGACUGAUAUCAUGAUUGUGAUCUAGUUUAAUUGUGAUGUAAUGCUGGUUGCUGUAAUGUUAUAAUCAUAUUUUUGUAUUUAAUACCUCUUAAGAUCAUCCUGCCUGCAAAAUUUGUGUUUCAGACUAUGGUCAAAAUCAAAGUUAAUGCAGCUGAUUUAUUAAUCUUUUAUAAAUUCAUGUGUCUGUGGGAUCUUCUACUGUAAGUGUGAGUAUUCAUACUGAAUGUGUGAUGUUCAACUCAGGCAUUCAGAGAAAUGGUGAGCAUCAUCAAUUAGGAAUUACAGAGAUGGUUUUGGGAUUAAAUAUAUUUUCACACAAGCAAACCAAAAUUAAUGAGAUGCAGAUGCAGAACAUAUUUGAAUAAUAAAGUAAGAGUCUUCCAAAAACAUUUAGAAAAUUUGAGUUUUCUGCCACUCCUUCCUGAAAGAGGACUGUCAUUUCAUGACAAUGUGUGCAACUCAUGAAUGACUGUAUUUCAAUACACUGGGGCCGAUUAAUUUUGUGUAUACGUUACAACCUAAUAAUUGAUCCACUGAAAUUGCAGUCAAGGAAACUUUCAAUAUAUUAGGGCGAACAUAUUUUGUGUGUAUUAAUCCAUGGUUUGCAUUACUGUAAAGUGAAUUGGAGUGCCUCUGAUCUGUGCCAAAUAAGAUAGAAGCAACAAUGGUUUGACAUCAACCCUAUCAUCUGAAUGAAGCAAACUUCAACUUUCCUUGACUACAACUUCCGCACAACAAUUACUAGAUGGCAGAAUGUUAGUCAGAAGGUUAAUACUUCAGUGCCCACACAUGAUAUAGCUGUUGUAAAAAUUCAUGUAUAUUUUAGAAAUCUAGAACACAUACAUUUUAUAGGACAUGCUAUUUAGCAUGGGAGUUUAGUACCUUUUAUGUGAAAAAUAUUCACUAGCAGUUUUGCAUGAACUGUUACAAAUAAUGUUGAGUCAUUGCUGAACUUACUGUAUUAGUUCCUUGGAUGAGAUUACCCAGCAUGAACUGUUCAUCCCUAUAAAAUCCUCAGAGAUAAUAACUAUUUAUAUUAGUUUCCAUUGUGUUUUCCAAAGUUAAGCUAUACAAAUAUAGUUAUUUGCAUGAACCAAUAUAAAACACUUGAAACAAAUUUUUGAAAUUUAUUGUAGAAAUCUCGUGACAUUCCGUACAUGGACUGUUAUGUAACAGAGCUAAUAUGUUGAUGUCCUUUCUCGCCCCUGGAAUUUUGCUUAUGUUUGGAUAUGUUUUACAGAAGAUUUGGAAAAAUCCUUGCAUUAACUUUCAAGCUCAAGUUUAAUUGUCAUUCAGCCAUACAUGAAUGCAGCCAAACGAAACAGCAUUACUCUGGGGCCAAGGUGCAAAAUACAGUACCAACAGUCACACAGAGCACAAGGCACACAUAGUACAGAUAAGACAGCAGGAAAAUACAGUCACACAAAAAGAAAUAUGGUCCAAGUCCCAGAGUCCAUGAAUGUUGCAGCAGUCUGCAGUCGAGCAUAAUACAUCUUGUGUAUGGCCGAAUGGCCACUGGAGAACAGCACCAACUCAAUCACGUAUGCCGUGCCACACUGCCUCAGGCACAUCAACUCCGAUACCUCUCUACUGUGUGGCUGCAUACAGAUAACACCGUUGUUUGAGGCAUAGUCCUGGCUAUGACCAAGGCCACGGAGCUCUGCUGCCAACCAUCCCUGCCAUUCACCAAUCCAAUAACCAAGUGAAGUAGUCUUGGGCAUUCCAGAUUAAUAAUAUCCAACAUGGUCAUGCGAUCACAAGAAAGGUAACUACUAAGAUGAUCACUUGCUGUUAGACUGCACAUCUCCUUCACGCACCCUCUACAACACCUCACUGAUGCAGGUAGCAGCACAACCCACACCAAGUCCAGCUUCUUCAGUUUCUCCACCAACGAGAAACUCGCUGAUGAUGUAGACUUGCAAUACUUCAAGUUAUUAAUGUCCAGCAGAGUCCUUGAG
Mobula hypostoma (lesser devil ray) is the source of this 6811-nucleotide messenger RNA. It is a transcript of the gene myo1b, whose product is annotated as myosin IB. The transcript has 31 exons. Gene Ontology annotation, molecular function: microfilament motor activity; actin filament binding; ATP binding. Gene Ontology annotation, cellular component: microvillus; vesicle; actin cytoskeleton. Gene Ontology annotation, biological process: actin filament organization; vesicle transport along actin filament. Lineage: Eukaryota; Metazoa; Chordata; Chondrichthyes; Myliobatiformes; Myliobatidae. The coding region runs from base 231 to 3641 and encodes 1136 amino acids. The record is from RefSeq and is a predicted model, not a curated record.